Molecule: messenger RNA, 7036 nt
Organism: Pezoporus occidentalis (night parrot)
Lineage: Eukaryota; Metazoa; Chordata; Aves; Psittaciformes; Psittacidae
Gene: SLC16A7
Product: solute carrier family 16 member 7
Exons: 6
Coding region: 413-1855 (480 amino acids)
Biological process (GO): monocarboxylic acid transport; transmembrane transport
Cellular component (GO): plasma membrane
Molecular function (GO): monocarboxylic acid transmembrane transporter activity
Source: RefSeq, a predicted model, not a curated record
GCGGAGCCGGGUUGGGCAGCCCGGGAGGCGUCUCCUCCGCAGCCCCCGCCCCCCCGCGCCGGUGCUGAAGCGCCUCGGCCGCUCCCCAGCAGCACCCCCGGGACAGCGGCGUCCCGUCGGCCCCCCAGCAGCAGCCGGGCCUUCUUCCUUGCCGCCCGGCCCGGGCUGUCCCGCCGCUGCUCCGCUGCCGAGGACACCUCAUGGGAAAUAAAUAAAUUAAUUACCCCACUCAGCCCCGCGGCAGGGAGACGAGCCGGCGGCGGCCGCGGGAUUAGAUCCAGCCCGAGCUAGAGACCAGCUACCUGAAAUAGUGAAGAAGUUGAAUCUGUUUUUACUUGUCUGCCAAUAUUCAAUGAAGAACAAUUAAUUUUCUUCUCUCUUGGCCUAAUUGGAGAAGAGACAGAGAUCAAAUAUGCCACCAGCAACAGCAGCACCAGAGUACCCACCUCCAGAUGGAGGUUGGGGAUGGGUUGUGGUCUUUGGCGCUUUUAUCUCCAUUGGAUUUUCCUAUGCAUUCCCGAAAGCCAUCACAGUAUUCUUCAAAGAAAUACAAGAAAUCUUCCACACAUCAUAUAGUGAGAUAGCUUGGAUAUCAUCGAUAAUGUUGGCUGUCAUGUAUGCAGGAGGUCCCAUAAGCAGCAUUUUGGUGAAUAAGUAUGGUAGCCGGCCUGUGAUGAUAGCAGGUGGUAUCCUGUGUUCAUUUGGAAUGAUUGCUUCCUCUUUCUGCAAUAGCGUCCUGGAACUUUAUCUAUGUAUUGGUGUUGUUGGAGGUCUGGGUUUAGCAUUCAACUUACAGCCUGCUUUGACCAUGAUUGGCAAGUAUUUCUAUAAGAAGCGUCCCAUUGCUAAUGGAUUGGCCAUGGCUGGAAGUCCAGUGUUUCUGAGCACAUUGGCACCUCUCAAUCAAUUCCUCUUUAAUGCAUUUGGCUGGAAAGGAAGCUUUCUCAUUCUGGGAGGACUUCUUUUGAACUGUUGUGUAGCUGGGUCUCUUAUGAGACCUGUUGGACCGAAAACAGUCCGUCCUGUGAAAAAAGAUGUUGAAAAAGGCACAGGAGAUUCUACCUUGCACAAAAACAACAAGAAGUCUUUUUGGCAAACUAUGAAUAAAUAUCUAGAUCUGUCCCUCUUCAAACACAGAGGGUUUCUGAUCUAUUUGUCAGGAAAUGUCAUUAUGUUUAUUGGCUUCUUCGCUCCAAUAGUAUUCUUGGCUCCUUAUGCAAAGCACAAGGGAAUUGAUGAAUAUUCUGCUGCUUUUUUGCUAUCUAUCUUAGCCUUUGUAGACAUGUUUGCUAGGCCUUCAAUGGGACUAGUAGCAAACUCCAAGUUUAUCCGGCCAAAGAUUCAGUACUUUUUUAGUUUUGCUGUCUUGUACAAUGGCAUCUGUCAUGUCUUGUGCCCUCUGGCAACAAAUUAUACUGGCUUGGUGAUAUAUGCUGUAUUUUUUGGGUUUGCAUUUGGAAUGGUUAGCAGCGUUCUUUUUGAGACGCUGAUGGACCUCGUUGGGGCUGCCAGAUUUUCCAGUGCGGUUGGACUUGUCACCAUAGUGGAAUGUUGCCCUGUGCUCAUAGGCCCUCCUUUAGGAGGUUGGUUAGUGGAUGUUACUGGUGAAUAUCAGUACAUGUAUUUUGUCUGCGGAGUGAUUGUGAUUGUGGCCAGUAUCUGGUUAUUCAUUGGCAAUACCAUUAACUACAGGCUUUUGGCAAAAGAAAAGAAGUUAGAAGAUGAGAAGCAGAAAGCACAGAAGAAUGCUGACCCAAAGGAAGCGGAACCACUAACAAAUAAUGAGAGCGAUGAUGCUGCCAGGAGAGCUGAUAAAGCUCUUGAAGAUCCUUCAGAGAGAGAAACCAAUAUUUAAUCUGCAAUAUAGCUCAGAAGGCAACAUUUAUGAGUUCCAUUAGAAAUAUGUCUUCAAGACACAGACCAGAUUUUGUAGUAAAAAUGAUCAGUCACAAUAUUGGAUGGGAACAGUCUUUUGCCCCAUUGGCAAGACUCUAAGUUAAAUUACUAUCUACAGUUUAUUUAUUUCAGUGAUACAAAAUUGAGAUUACAGAGGUAGUGACUCCAUCCACGUAAGUCCCUGAGACUAUGACUCUCGACAAUCAGGAGUCAGGUAAACCAGACUAUGUAGUCUUCCAAUAACAAAUGGUUUUGUUUCAGAAGUAUAUAUAAUGCAAAAGUGUCUCCUGCUCUUGUUUGCGAAGAUACUUUGUGUUCAUCUUUUAAGUAUUGUUAAAUUCUGUAGAAAUAAUAUGCCCAAAAUGUACCUACCACUGCUAUUAAAAAGAAUACAAGAUCUGUUUAAAAAGAGACAGAGUACCCGAGUGAAGCACACUGAAACUUUUUUAUAUGCCCACUAGAUCAAAAAGAUACAACAUGUCUGUAUAACCAAUUAUAACAGGGAUGUAAAAGUUAAGUCUGGAAGACAAACAAUUAGUGGGCACCAUCUCUAAAUUACAAUAAACAGCUGAGUUACAAUAUAUUCUAGAAGUUGUUUCCUCCUGUGAUAGCAGACUACAUUGUACUUCAACAUGUACAUUUGAACACAAAGUACAUUCAUACCUCUGUAGUUCAAACUAAGCUAAAAUUUGCCUGUAUAUAGAAGGAUUUAGACCCAAUAUUUACAUUGCUAGCCAAUUUGUUUGAUUAUGUAUUCCUGUAUGGCUGAAGGAUCUGGAUUGGAUUGUGAAGCGUUCUUCCUAAAUGGACUAGAUUCAGAACCUGUUGAUGUUAAAAGGAUACUUAACCUUUGGCUUUUGUGGCCUGAAUCAGUUUCAUGGCACUGACUCCAAGUAGAUGCUUGGGUUCACUGGCAACUCAUUCGUUUCUUGAUAGUUUACUGAGAGAAGAUUAAAAGUCUAACUUUAGGUCUUUGCAGACAAGUAACUUCAUACCACUUCUCACCUCCCUUUCCUAUGUAUUUAGUAAAAAACUACUGUUUUGUAAUGCCAGUUCGACAAAAUGCUGCAAGAGACAUUGAUCGAAAUUUUGAAUUGCUGUAUCAUUCUUGUGCAGGAUAUUUGGUCUUGUGUCCAAAAUUUCUCAUAUCAAUUAAAAUUUAUACAAUUUUUCUUCUUCCUUCAGGCAAAAGAAAAUAUAAGUCUACAAUUUUACAUAAAUCAUUUAGCAUUGCACUUGAAAGCUAAAAGUGCAAGCUUUUGGAAGUAUUAAGUGAAAAUAUUUCUGUUCUAUUUGUAGGUGAGGAAAGGUGCUAUUCCUGUUGGAGAGAUGCGUAAAAAUGCCUCAGAAGUUGUGAAAAUUAAGGGUCUGAUUCAUAAAACAUUUAUGCACUGUUUAUGCAAGAUAUACAUACAUACACUUAAUUCUGGGAAAAGAGUAUAAUUCAUUUUAUCAUUCUUUUAAAUCUCCAAAUGUUGCAAAUACAUUUUAUUGACAGCUAGCUGUGUUAAGCACACUUUGAAGCACCAAUAGCAAAAGAAAAAAAUACUAGUCAAAUCGAGCAGAUUUGGGAGUGCUUUUAAGAAAGACAUUUUUUUAAUAGUAGUGUUCAAUAUUAUUAUUUUCAUGCUUCUAAAAAUUUUGGUAGUGCUGGGUUCUGUUUUGCUGGGUUAUCAUUUUACAUAUUAUGAAGUUCCACAUUAAUGCUGAACUUUUUCAUUAUCUCAGCAAUGUUUUGGGGACAAAGCAUCGCGAAUCUACUCUCAGCAUGGUAUAGAAAGUAAUACCUACUUUUUACCUAUUUAUAUGCAGGAAAAACAAACAUCAUCUACAAGGCCUGUAAUUUUAUAGGCUCAUCAGCAAGGAACUAUGUGCAUUUCAGAGUUUUGGGAGAAAAUAUGGGAUACAUGCUCAGAUUUGAACAGCAAACUGGGUAAAGGAGAAAGACUUAGUCCCAGUAAAAUUACAGUUCCUUUCAUAGGCCCCAGCCUCACAGAAGAAAUAAAUAUCUUGAACCUCCAUAGGAGCCAUAGCCCUGCCAGCACCCCAUGUAAAAGCAUUGCUCUGUUUUUGUCUAUACAAACAUACAGGGUGAAUUCCAGCAUCUGUCAAGGUCCUACAGGCCCAGAGCCAGAAAGUGAUGGGGAGUUUUAUAGACAAUAAGCUUUCAUAUAUUGAGGAAUAUAAGUUAUAAAUACCGGAUUGUGAAAAAUGAACUGGAAUUUUAGUCAAAGAGUAGUCAUCAGGAACAUCACUGCUCUUGACAGCAAGUGGUAGGAAGGCAGAGAUUAUCUGAAAAGAGAUGAAUAUAGAGGCUGAACAAAAAUGUCUGAGGCAAAAUUCUAGGUGCUUAUUAUCUCUUUGCAAAAAAUAGCGUGAUUAAGAAUAAAGGGUAGAGGACAACAGGUGUCAGCUUUUGACUUAAGUCUGUUAAAAGUUGCUGUUAGGUAAAUAAAGGAAUCAAAAAAAAAGAUGAUAAAAAAAAGUAUCUCAGGAAUCAUGCAAGCAACUUACCCAUUCUAAUCAGGAUUGCAGAAUAUGAUGCAAAUGGCAUAGGAAAAAAGGGAAAAACAAGGUUCCUCAAGCCAUAGACAUAUCUGACUACCAGUAACAACCUAUCUCAGAAGAAAUACUGGAUUAUAUAAAUACAACCUUCUGCAGAGAUACCCCUCUUGUCUCUGGUCAACUAUGUUAAAAUUAAUAGGAAUGAAAGAACUGCUUUAUCACCGCUCACCAAUGUACAAUUUUUAAGUCUGUAAAGUAAAAGGAUGUAGCAGGCAAAUGGAGCAAUAUAAAGCAGGAACUGGGUCAAGUGAAGCAUUUUCUUACACUUCUUCCAUUAUUUUUCCUCUUGAUACUAACAGCAAAAUGAAAACCAUCUGAAUACUCUUGGUAUUACUGAAUAUUAAAGAAGUUAAAAUUCAGAGACGACUGAAGAUAAUUGGAACCAUAUCUAUGCAAAAACUGCUGGGAAUUAAAAAACUGUCUUCCAAAUAACAGGUCCUAAUGGGGCAAUUGCCUUGUAUAGGAGUUCUUAUUUCUAAAAGUAGUAAUAAUAAUAAAUUGUCUUGAAUCAACUCUUUAUCAAGCAGCAAAGUAGCAAAAUGGGUAUAACUUGCCUUCAAACUCCUGAAUAUCACCCUUACUUGCACUGAGGUGUAAUUUGUACUGCAAAUUGUUUAAUCAUUACACUUCUGCUUUAGGAUAAUACCUGGGUAUAUACCAUUUCUCUAAAACCUUCUGGUUUCUUUUAAUUACCUCACUGGCAGUCUGGACCACUGCAGGAUUGAGAGAUGCCUUAGCUCUACAAUCAUAGAAUCAUAGAAUGGUUUGAGUUGGAAGCGACCUUAAAGAUCCAAAGUUCCAAAGUUGCAACCUCCCCUGCCAUGGUCAGGGACACCUUCUGCUAGACCAGGUUGCUCAAAGCCCCAUCCAGCCUGGCCUUGAACAUUUCCAGGGAUAGGGCAGCCACAGCUUCUCCGGGCAACCUGUUCCAGUGUCUCACUACCUUCAUAGUGAAGAAUAUUUUCCUAAUAUCUAAUCUAAACCUCCCCUUUGUCAAUUUAAAGCCAUUCCCCCCUUGUCCUAUUACUACACUCCCUUCUAAAAAGCUCCUCUCCAGUUUUCUUGUAGGCCCCCUUUAGGCACUGGAAGCCACUUUAGGGUUUCCUCUGAGCCUUCUCUGCUCCAGGCUGAACAACCUCAGCUCUUUCAGUCUGUCUUCAUAGGAGGUGCUCCAGCCCUCUGAUCAUCUUCAUGGUCCUUCUCUGGACUUGCUCAAGCAGGGCCACAUCCCCAAUGAAGAAACAUACUCUCAAACUUCAAGAGAUACCAUAUACAUCUGUUAUGCCCUAUGGAGUCCGUAGUCUCUGUCAGUGCAAGCAAAUCCUUAAUUGGUCUUAAUCUCAUUUAUACUUGUAUACUUCAUCCUUUACAUUUCUCUGCCACAAUAUCACAGAUCCUAAUUAUCAUCUUGUUCUUAAUUCAAUAAAUCAAGAAAAAGAAAACCAAAAUUUUAAAAUUUGUAGAAAAGGGGAUAACAUCAAUAAUGUUUUCCUAUCUAAUGUCAGGGUUAAAUUUCAAGUAGUUGCAGAAUAUACAUCCAGAUGCUUUUAUGUCUUUGGGUUUUUUUGACAUCAUACUCUCCAGUAGAUGGCAGUUUUUUCUGUCUUGCCUUUUCCAGCUCCAGAGAAAGCCUUCUCACUAAUAAUUCUCUGUACUUUUUCAAGAACAUAUCAAAAUCUCACCCCCAUGCCUCUCUCUCUCUCUCUCUCUUUUCAUUGAACUGUGGCUGCAGCUGUUGCCAGUUCUGUGUAGGAAAAGGGGUAAUGGAUUCAGACUUAAACAGGAAAAGUUCAGGUUGAACAUAAGAAGUUCCUUAUUGUGAGGGUGGUGAGGCACUGGAACAAGUUGCCCAAAGGAGUGGUAAAUGCUCCAGUCCUAGCAGUGUUCAAGGCCAGGCUGGACAGAGCCUUGGGUGACAUGGUCUAGGGUGAGGCGUCCCAAAGCAUGGGGUUAGAACUAGAUGUUAAGGUCCUUUCCAACCUUAACCAUUCUAUGAUUCUAUGAUUUCCAUUAAAUUCACAAAAGCAUCUUUUGAUAUGAAAUCCUGUAGCAUAAGUAGUCAGACUACAAUCCUUUCAUUUCAGGUGUGUGAUUUGUGAGCUGUUUUGACAGAGUAGAUGUUUUUGUUUAAAAAGGUGCUGUCCUUAUGAGGGGAAGUCCAACUUUCCUUGCUCCUGAAGUGAAUUACAGCAAUUUCACUAACAUUAUGAUUCAAAAUUCACAUGAAUUUUAAUGGUCUUUUUGCAUAUCAACAUACAGUGUGCUUAACAAACAUUUAGCCGUGUGUACAUAGUCGUUCCUCCCAGAUAACUCGUAUUCUUCUUGAUGGCUUGCCAAUUCCACCCCACACCCCAUUCUCCAUUUUGAUGCAACAUAAAGAUUUUGGACCUGGAAUGUACUGACUUUUUUUUUUUCUGUUAUUCUCUUUCCUCAAAUGCCUAAGCAACAUUUUUUCUUGCUGCUUUCAGCUCUCAAUGGUUGUGAAUGUUAGUGCAGAGGUAUUUUUCAAAUAUAUAAGCUACAGAUAGUACAUACAGCCAGAUAAUGGGCAGCCAUCAGGGUUUCAUUAAACAAA